UCAGGCUGCCCACUGGCCAGCUCAAUAAAGGCGGAAGCGGUCGCCAGGGCCCUUUCGGCGGCACCGGGUUGACGUGGGCUCCGGGAGCGGCGGGAGCUGUCGGGCCGGGACCAUGUUAAGUGUGCCUGAGAAUACACCUUUCACAGCUGUCUUGAAAUUUGCUGCAGAAGAGUUCAAAGUUCCUGCAGCUACAAGUGCCAUUAUAACAAAUGAUGGAAUAGGAAUCAACCCUGCACAGACAGCAGGAAAUGUUUUCCUAAAGCAUGGUUCAGAACUACGGCUUAUUCCCAGAGAUCGUGUUGGAAGCUGUUAGCAACUACUGAUAGCAUCAUGCUAAUGAGUUAAUUGUCAUAUUUAUUUUGGAAGUCUACAGUACAACUAAAGAAUUUGCCUUUUUAAAGUUAUGUAAAAUCACUUCCUGGGUUUAAAUAUAUUAAUUGAAAUAUAAUUUACAUUACCUUUCCCUGAACCUUCCUCAAGUUGUAGAAGAAUGGUUUGAUUUAAUGCUAUAUUCUUGGAAAGAAGAUGGAUGUCUUAGGAAAUGUUAUUGAAAGCAAAAUGACAGACCUUGACAAUGGAAACAUCCAAUAGCUAUCAAUAGAUAAAUAACAGAACCCCUUAUUGUGGGGGUUAGUUUUGUAGAAGGAGAAGCUGUGCAGGAUUUUCUGGGAAGAAAACAUGUAGGAGAAAAAAAAAUUCACUACUGAAAAACCUAAAAGCAUCAUUUUACACUAUGAAUUAUGCAUUCUGUAUAUUUGCAGAAUCUAAGGCAUUUUGCUCCACAGUUAAAUAUUUCAGUUCAAAUAGAAUGGAAACUUCAAAUUGCCCUAUUACUGAAAUAUGUAGACAACAUCUAAAUGCUGUAAAUAUGUGGUAUAAUUUAAGAUACUGAAAAAUAUUUAGUUAAAGAAAACAUUUACUUUUUGUUAAAUCUUUAGUUGAGCUUUAUUGGUCAAACAAAUCUUAAUUUUUUUUUACUGAAACUGAAUUUAAUAUAACUUAAUAAAGUGCCAUCAGCCCAAACAUGUUGCUAACUCAGAGAUAUUGGGGAUCCUAUGAACUAUGUUGAUAUGUCACAUUCCUUUAUUAGCAAGCUAAUAUUGUUUCUGUGUAAAAGUCUUAGUUUCUUUCUUAUGUUACAGGGGAAAGUAUUCGAAUCACUUGUGUGCAUGCAUUAAGCAUUUUUUAUAAAUUAUCACAAGGUAAAUUGUUAAUAACUGUGGACCCUUAUAAAAGAAACUAGUGCAACUUGUUUUUAACGAGUAAAAAUAUUCUGUAAGGUAUUACGCAUUUUGUCAGAUAAAUUGCAUUUUAUCUACCCGUAAAACUGAGGUUACAGAAAGUCAGACAAUAAACUGUAAUGCUUGGUAAAACAAGUAUUUGUCAUGAUGUCUUUAGCCCAUGAGCCAAAAGAGACCUAGAAAGGAUUCAAAAGGUUGGUAUUAUAGGGUCUUUUGAGUCUCCCUUCCGAGUGAAGAUCUGCAUGAAGACCUGCAUGUGGGAGGCUCCCGUAUCUGAAAGGGGUGUUUUGGGCCUGUGAAUUUUUCAGCUGUAUCUUAAAGCAGUAGUUUUAUUUUUGUUUCUCUUAUCAGAAACACCCCCCCCCCCCCCAAUAUUUGGGGAAUAAAGAGCAAAAAGGAUUGUUGGGGGGUGCGGGGGAGGUUGAGGCAUCUUAUGUUCCUUUACUUACUUGCCUAAUUAGAUUGUGGCAAUAAAUUAGAAAUUGUGCCCUUUGACCUUUUAAUCAACAUACUGUGAAAUUUAUUUUAAACCAAGAAUGAACAAUGAAUUGUAAAGCAUGAUGAUUUAAGGGCAAAGGGCAUAGUUUCUAUUAAUCCAUUGCCACAGUAUAAUUGGAAUGAACAGAAUUAAUUGCUUCUAAUUAUUGUCUGCAAGACUGUUUAGCUGGAUAACUGCUGGGGGACUAUCUGGGCCACAGAAUAUAACAUAUGGUUGAAAUUUUAUUUUUCUGUACAAAGGUACAAUACUUCUUUGCAAAGCAAAGUAAAUUCCAGUGUACUUUGGAAGUCUCUGUGGUAUUUUGAUGUUUAAUAUAAAAGCCAGAUAGCUAAAAGUAAUUUCAGUUAUAAAUACGCUCAAGACAUUCACUGGUAUACAGUAAAAGAGGGGAUUGACAUUUCAAGUUGUAAGUAAAAAAAAUUAAAUAAUGUGGAAAGGAUCCCACCAAUGUAAAAAAAUAAAGGAUCUACUUUGUGAAUAUUAUGUACUGCCUCAGCAUGUUGUCUGUUGUAUGGACGUAACACUCUUUACUGUUAAAACAACUACUGUGCAUCGGUUGUAAAAGGUUUGUACUUGCAGACUGAUUUCAAGCAGCUUUCCGGUUUAUCUUGAACACUGUGUGUGAUGCUGGCUGUAAGGGAAAAAGCAAAAACACGUAUAAGGCCAAACUUCUAAGGGAUCAACCUCCCCAAACUGGGUGAGAGUUUUCAAAAGACCUUGGUACUCAGCAGAUCCUACUGCAGCAUCUCUGGACUGAUUUUUAAAGAGUACUUUUGAAAAUUGACUCCACUUAGGGUGCUGACCUCUUCCAAAAACUAGACUUUAGGGUAAAGCCAAAGGAGUAAACUAAAAUGACUACCAUUGGUUUAACUAGCCUUUAAACAUUUGGCAAACAGACACAUGAUGUGAAUUCUUGGACUGAUAUUUCUUUGCAUAGAACUAACAUUUUUUGCCAUAGAAAAGUAUUCCUAACAUUCAUAUUCUUAAAUUCUAAAGAAACUUAUAUGGGAAAUAUUGGGUACAUUUUAGGACCUGCUGUUAGCUUUAUUGUCAGCAGAGCUAAAGCUACUAAUGUUCAUAGUCCUCAUUGUCUCUACCUUUUUCACCAGUAUGUUCUCACUUCAUAGGGUCCAACUACAACUAAAAACCUGUUCAGUCUUCUGAGAGAAAAAGACCUUUGAGCCUCAUGCUCCUUUUGCUAGAAAAUCACAAAAAGUCUGGGACUACAGCUCUUGGUGUUCAGAGGUUAGACAUGUUUUCAACACCAACUUCCCUCUGCCAGUCCAAGAAAUAAAAAAUAGUCAGGAUGACAGAAGCAACUUGUGCUGGUGAGAGUAAUGAAUGACAGUGACUGAAGGUUUUGGAUACAGAUCAGUCCUUCAUGUGCAAUGUGCAGAUAGCAGUCAAAUUGAACCAACAUAGUGGGACAAGAUGAAACUCAAUCCUUGAAUUUGUGUCUUAAGAUCCCAUUUCAGCAAUAUUGACAUUAGCUAUAUUUUAAUGGGUGAAAUUCAUCCUAUUAACUGGGACUGCCUAAGACCUACAUCAUAUUUUUGUGGACUUAAAUAAACACCCGUGUAAAGACAAGCAACAGAAUAAGGACUGCAUACUGCAAUGAUGAGUUUAUCCACUGCUACCCUUAAGAAGAAGCAGGUUCAAUCAUUGCUUUUAAAAAUAUACCCUAGCAUUGCCCUACCUACCCAUUAGUGUUUGAACAUAUAUUUGUAUAGCACAGGAUACAAAGCUCCCAGAGCUCAGUUUGAAGCUUACAAGUACUAGAGGAACUUGUAUAGAUUAGGGAAAAUUUGCUAUUCCUGCACCAUAUAGCUGUAUUUGAGUUCACCUAUUUCAGCUUGCUGGUAGCAGGUUUCAUCAGUUCUUGCAGUCAGCUUUGACAUUUCAUAUUCUUAAUGUAUUUGUCUGUAAGCAACAAAUAAUACAGGCUGGUAUUUGAGAAAAGAACUAAAUUCCUUUUAAGAAUUUCUGCUUAUAUACUUUGCUUCUUCCCACAGUGGUUAAAAAACCCCCUGGAAGGAUAGUUUAAAGAGAUCUAAAAUACGUAACCAUUUUAUUACAAAGCCUAGUUGCUGCACAGCCCUCUUUAUUAGGAUGAAGCAGCUCUCAAAGAGGAAUACUAGAAACUGGACUGAUGCUGCAGUUCUCCAUGGAAAUAAAUUGGAGGAAUUCUCUGGCCCAGGCUAUGGGAGAACAACAGAAGUGCUAUGUAAUCAUCGUUACCAGCCUUGGGGCAGGGCUUUCUCGCCAAGAGACGCAGUUUAUGGAUUGAAACAGUAGUGGAUCCACUAGCCUUGUCCUAAAAUAAUCUAUGCAUGAACAAGCAGGGACAUCUUGCAGAGAUAAGCUUGGUGGUAGGAACAGGGUGCUGACCCUGAAAUCAAUGCCCCUCCAAUCCCAGACAGGUUGACAAGCGGUUUUUCCACUGUGCCUGGAACUGUCUGUGCCCAUGGACAGAAUGGAAAGAUUCUAUGGAUUCUAUGGAAGGCUCAGAGAGGGUUGAAUGUUAAUAAAAUUGUAAGAUAUAAAGAAAAAUAUUUGUGAGGAAAAUGCUUUGUCUUGUACUAUUAAGUCACUUUACAAUUAUAGGCUCAUUUUCCAUGUCAGUUCAUUGCAAGCUGUAGGGUUUUAAUAGAUAUAUGCUAUCAAAUCAUUAUGACUUACCUGUCUUAUAAUUUACAACUGGAGAGCUAUAUACAUUUUUCAGGAAUUGGUAUGAGAGAUGUAUCAUGGAGAGUGUAUCAUUUGUGUUUGGUGUACCUCAAUUAUUAUGAUCCAUCACCUGGAAUAUCCUUGUAUUAUUUUACUUUUCAUGUUUUAAUAUCAGAACAUAUUACAAGUUU
Molecule: messenger RNA, 4598 nt
Organism: Alligator sinensis (Chinese alligator)
Lineage: Eukaryota; Metazoa; Chordata; Crocodylia; Alligatoridae
Gene: UFM1
Product: ubiquitin fold modifier 1
Exons: 5
Coding region: 113-313 (66 amino acids)
Biological process (GO): protein K69-linked ufmylation
Cellular component (GO): cytoplasm; nucleus
Source: RefSeq, a predicted model, not a curated record